AUGACGAUAUCCAACAAUUCUGGAACUGGCUACCGGUGCUCAAACAUGAUGCUGAAAACGGCCUUUGCCCCUGCUGUUGGAGUUGGCAUCAUCCUAGAACCGUGCUUCGUGCUUUUCGGCCAAUUCCAGAGCGGGACCAACGAACGCGGUCUCGGCUCGGCUACGACCAGCUCGACCACGUGCGUUGACACGAACUCGAACUGCGCCACCUGGGCCGCCAACGGCUUCUGCACCAACUCCGCCUACACCGCUGAGCAGCGCGCCAGCUAUUGCGGUGGAACUUGCGGAUGCGCCACGACCGUCGCCACGACGACCGUUGCCGCUACUACCACCACUGACAGCUCUGCAACCACCACCACCGAUGGUAGCGCGACGACGACCACCGGUGCUGCCGCAACCACCACCACCACCCCC
Messenger RNA from Mesorhabditis spiculigera, 414 nucleotides. NCBI's taxonomy places the organism in Eukaryota, Metazoa, Nematoda, Chromadorea, Rhabditida, Rhabditidae. The record is from the annotation of a GenBank genome assembly.